AUGGUUAACAUACCGAAGACCAUGAAGGCAUGGAUCGUCACCCGGACCGGGAAACUUCCAGGUAUCCUUGAGUUAAAGACUAACUGGCCGACUCCGACGCCACCCAAAACUGGAGAAAUCAUGAUCAGAGUCUCGUACGCAGCACUCAAUCCCGGCGAGAUCAAAGUAAUGGCCAUGGCAGCUCCGUGUAGGGUGAAUACCAUCGCCGGUAUGGACUUCGUCGGGGAAGUCAUUCAAAUUGGACCGACGACCCCUAAAUCGCACUCGGAUGUGCGCGUCGGCAUGAUUGUUGGUGGCACAGUGCCACUGAUGAAUAUGUGGCGUGGUGCUGGUGCAUUAUCUGAGUAUCUAGUACUUCCUGCGCAUACAGUCGUUGAGAAGCCCAAGGGUCUCGACGAAUCCGUCGCGGCUGGGCUCUUGGGAAUUGCUGGACAAACGAACGCUGUGAUAAUGCGAGCCGCCAAUUUGCACCAAGGCGACAAGGUUUUAAUAAAUGGCGCCAGUGGUGGUGUGGGUUGUAUUUCAAUCCAAGUACUCCGUGGAAUGGGUGUACAUGUCACAGCUAUCUGCUCGGCGAAGAAUGAGGCGUUCGUUCGAAGGCUGGGUGCUGAAGAGGUUAUAGACUAUAACGCUCACAAGUCCCUCCCCGACUACCUUACCUCCGUAUGUGCGGAACCAGGAAACAGGCCUUUCGACGCUAUCUUCAACAAUAUAAAAAAUGAACCGCUAUAUACCCGUUCUCCUAAAUAUCUGAAACCUAAUGGGAAAUAUCUGGACAUCGAAGCAGGCCCUUUUGGAUAUUUCAAGCUCAGCAAGUGGUGGCCGGUCAUACUCGGAGGAACGCCACGUACACACAUAAAUAUUCUGAGCCGUCCAAGCAGCGAUUCAGCUAAGGAUGCUGCGGCAUGGAUUGAAAAGGGAUGGAUUAAAGAGAUUCCUGUUGACUCCACCUUCGAAAUGGACAACGCUCUGCAGGCUUACGAAAGGAUGGUAUCAAAUAGGGCUACUGGGAAGAUAUUUGUGAAGGUAAAGUAG
This is a messenger RNA of Daldinia childiae, 1035 nucleotides long. RefSeq names its product Zinc-type alcohol dehydrogenase-like protein C16A3.02c. The record is from RefSeq and is a predicted model, not a curated record. Gene Ontology annotation, molecular function: oxidoreductase activity; zinc ion binding. The transcript is spliced from 3 exons. Bases 1 to 1035 code for a protein of 344 amino acids. Gene Ontology annotation, cellular component: mitochondrion. Lineage: Eukaryota; Fungi; Ascomycota; Sordariomycetes; Xylariales; Hypoxylaceae.